Messenger RNA from Gymnodraco acuticeps, 1652 nucleotides. It is a transcript of the gene ube2g1b, whose product is annotated as ubiquitin-conjugating enzyme E2G 1b (UBC7 homolog, yeast). The record is from RefSeq and is a predicted model, not a curated record. Lineage: Eukaryota; Metazoa; Chordata; Actinopteri; Perciformes; Bathydraconidae. Bases 387 to 896 code for a protein of 169 amino acids. Gene Ontology annotation, molecular function: ubiquitin conjugating enzyme activity. The transcript is spliced from 6 exons. Gene Ontology annotation, biological process: protein polyubiquitination; proteasome-mediated ubiquitin-dependent protein catabolic process.
CCUGGAUUUGUCUUUACAGGCAGCACUUCCGAGAUGUAGAUACAACACACUAAUUACUUUAUCCAAAAUCAACAGCUCUUUAGCACAAUCAAAGCUCUACGUUUGACCUUAACCUAUAUUUAAUUGUUAGAUAUUUUGGGGGGACUGUACACAGCUUAGACAAAAAGGCUUGCCUGUGAGGUUACGCUGAGGGCAAACACCACACACGUUUUUUCUUCGCUUUGGACUCAUGUUGUUGGUCUUGUUAGACAGAAAAAGAACAAAACGUGGACGGUGUGCUUUAGCUACAUUAUUUGUUCAAUGUUUAAUUCAACCGUGGUGACAGUUCGACAGUCAUUUGGCCCUAAUUAAUACAAAUAACGGUGGUAAACAUAUAUAGCUGUAAAAUGACGGAACAGUCCUCGUUGCUUCUACGUAAACAACUAGCAGAGCUCAACAAGAACCCAGUGGAAGGAUUUUCUGCCGGUCUUGUAGAUGAUGACGACAUAUACCAAUGGGAAGUGGUCGUAAUUGGACCUCAGGACACAUUAUUUGAAGGAGGUUUCUUCAAAGCGACCUUAACCUUCCCCAGGGACUAUCCUCUGAGGCCUCCCAAGUUGAAGUUUGUCACAGAAAUCUGGCAUCCAAAUGUGGCAAAAAAUGGCGACGUCUGCAUCUCCAUCCUUCAUGAACCUGGCGAGGACAAGUAUGGCUACGAGAAGCCUGAGGAGCGCUGGCUGCCGAUCCAUACAGUAGAGACCAUCAUGAUCAGUGUUAUCUCCAUGUUGGCAGACCCUAAUGGAGACUCUGCUGCCAAUGUAGAUGCAGCUAAAGAAUGGAGGGACGAUCCUAAAGGAAUUUUUAAGAAAAAGGUAGCACGCUGUGUCCGGAGGAGUCAAGACAUGGCUUAUGACUAAGGCUUUUCCUACAGCCAUCAACACAAUUGGAACUGCACAAAGGAUUUGACAACUGGUUACACUUAAGAUGGCUAAAUGAUCCCAGGACUUAACUUUGUCAACUAGUCCCGGAAACAAAAAACAGACUCGCUGGAAAAAAAGUUAAUGUUCUCAUAUUUCUCUAUUCAUUUCUGUCCUGCAGUUCGAUGAAGGGCAUUGGGAUUCACGCUGCACAAAUUUCAAUUUCUCACCAUCAGUUGAAACGGUUUCUGGUCAAGCAUCAAGAUUUCUCUCACAGGAAGAUGAAUUAUACAGCCUCGUUCUUUCUUUUUGUAUAUACUCAUCAGAUGUUGAGGAAGAAACCCCUUUAAAAUGCUCCAUUUUGUUAAAAUAGUUUACUUGAUAUUUACCUAUUUAUUUAGAGGGACUGUUUUAGGAUGCAUAUGUUCUGUUAGGGAGGUUUUUUGUUCUCUUUCACCCUGCCCCACUGAGCCAUCCAGUCUACAGUGAUUUCAUCAAUUAUGCAACUUUGCAGUCGUUAAAGAGAUGGAAAUACGGACACUGGCUCUUAUUUCCUGGAAGAGUUCUGCAAAGAAAGUGUUCCUUCUCUCCCUGGGGGGCAAACAUAUCACCCGGCGCUGCCUUAACUUUGACUGCCAGCGAAGGAAACUUAUCGUCAAUAAGGACUGCAUCUGAAAGCUUGUUUGGAAUCCAGAAAAUAACAUUGUGGACAAACCAAAGAGAAUACACCAAUAAAUAUAUUUUUAAUGAACGUGA